Octodon degus (degu) is the source of this 2297-nucleotide messenger RNA. It is a transcript of the gene Znf385a, whose product is annotated as zinc finger protein 385A. Bases 93 to 1253 code for a protein of 386 amino acids. The record is from RefSeq and is a predicted model, not a curated record. Gene Ontology annotation, cellular component: nucleus. The transcript is spliced from 8 exons. Lineage: Eukaryota; Metazoa; Chordata; Mammalia; Rodentia; Octodontidae. Gene Ontology annotation, molecular function: nucleic acid binding; zinc ion binding.
UCCUCCCCUGACUCCUCCCCCUGUACCCCAGCCCGGCCAGAACGGCCCCCGGGACAGAGCGACGCGGAACCCCGGGCGCCUGGGUCCCCAGCAUGAUCCUCGGCAGCCUGAGCCGGGCAGGGCCCCUCCCUCUGCUACGGCAGCCCCCCAUCAUGCAGCCCCCGCUGGACCUCAAGCAGAUCCUGCCCUUCCCACUGGAGCCGGCCCCUACCCUGGGCCUCUUCGGCAACUACAGCACCAUGGAUCCUGUGCAGAAGGCUGUGCUCUCUCACACGUUUGGGGGACCCUUACUCAAGACCAAGCGGCCCAUCAUUUCCUGUAAUGUCUGUCAAAUCCGCUUCAAUUCUCAGAGCCAGGCGGAGGCACACUACAAGGGUAAUCGCCACGCCAGACGAGUCAAAGGCAUGGAGGCCGCCAAGACCCGAGGCAGGGAGCCUGGCACACGGGAACCUGGAGACCCAGCUCCACCAGGCAGCACCCCCCCCAGUGCGGAUGGCGUAGCCCCCCGUCCAGUUUCCAUGGAGAAUGGACUGGGUCCAGCCCCAAGGUCCCCAGAGAAACAGCCUGGCUCCCCAUGUCCUCCCAGUGUUCCAGAGACUGGCCGGGGUGUAACCAAGGGUGAAGGGGGGACUACAACCCCAGCUUCCGUGCCUGGGGGUAGCAAGGAAGAGGAGGAGAAAGCCAAGCGGCUGCUCUACUGUGCUCUGUGCAAGGUGGCUGUGAACUCCCUGUCUCAGCUUGAGGCACAUAACAAAGGUACUAAGCACAAGACAAUUCUGGAGGCCCGAAGUGGGCUGGGACCCAUCAAAGCUUACCCUCGACUGGGACCUCCCACCCCUGGGGAGCCAGAGGCUCCUGCCCAGGACCGAACCUUCCACUGUGAGAUCUGCAAUGUCAAGGUCAACUCGGAAGUCCAACUGAAACAGCACAUCUCCAGCCGGCGGCACCGAGAUGGCGUGGCUGGAAAGCCCAACCCACUACUGAGCCGGCACAAGAAGCCUAGGGGCGCAGGAGAGCUGGCGGGCACGCUGACUUUCUCCAAGGAGCUGCCCAAGUCCCUGGCUGGCGGCCUGCUGCCCAGCCCCCUGGCGGUGGCUGCGGUGAUGGCCGCAGCCGCAGGCUCUCCGCUGUCCCUGCGCCCAGCUCCGGCCGCACCUCUUCUGCAGGGACCGCCGAUCACCCACCCCCUACUCCACCCCGCCCCUGGACCCAUCCGAACUGCGCACGGCCCCAUCCUUUUCUCCCCCUACUGACCUCAACCUCGAACAGCCCCACUCAACCCCCUGCCUCCAGCCGGGACCCAAGCCUUGGGCUCCCAGCGCGCCCCUCCUCCCGGCGCUCCCUGAAUGAUCUCUCCUUCCCCCCCACCCCGAGGUACGGGGUUCCAGGAAAGGGGAGGGGUAGCAGCGGGGGAGGGGGGCUUCAGAAGGGGGGGAACACCCCAGAUCUCAGGGAACCCCGCCCCCUGCCCUUCCCUCUCCCCUAGAAAAGGGGGGGCCGUCUCACCCCCGAGCCCCCUUGGAGACACCCCCCCUCCCAAAAGCCAUGUCCAUCCAGCCCUUCCCCCCCAAACCUAGCACAAAAUGGGGUUCACAAGCCAUGGUCGGGGCCCGGGGGGGCAGAAAUGGAUUUUCUUGGCAAUAAGCGGACUCUGGGACUCCGGCCCCCUACCCCAAACUGAAGCGCUUCCGUGAACACCCCGUCCUCCGCAGGGGGCGGGGAGCAGGCGGGAUCCUGGGUCCCUCCGAAGCACUUUGGCUUUACCGCCUGCAACCUCACUGUGCCCGCCCCGCACCGGCCCUGCCCCAGGUCUAGCCCGGCCUUCGCAGGGUGCAGCACUUGGGAGCAUCUCUGGCACUUGGGUGGGACCAAGGAGAUGCCCCCUAGACCCUCCCUCGCCUCCUUCCUCCCCAGUCCGGGUUCCAUUCUUUUCACCAGCACCCAUCGCCCAAGGGGUACCGAGGGGGGCAAGGGGUGUCCAGUCCAAGCCCACCCCCGCCUCGCCUUCCGCAAAACUGUGAGCAAAAAGCAAUAGAGCCUCGCCCCCGCCCCUCUCCUUCCCAGCUCCUAGACCUCAUGGCUGUCCCUUCCCGACACCUCCACUGCACAAUCGGGCGGGGGCGUGAUACCCCCACCUCCUCUGUGGUUUCUGUGUUGUCAGUCCUAGCCGCCGACCCGGGAGGGGAUCACAGGCCUUCCCCUCCCCAUCAACUCUUCUGCUUGACAAUGUAGCAACCCCGGACCCCGCCCUCGCCCCUACCCUCUCCUUGACAAUAAAGUCUGGGUUCCUUCUGCCC